This is a messenger RNA of Pleuronectes platessa (European plaice), 3147 nucleotides long. RefSeq names its product oocyte zinc finger protein XlCOF6-like. Lineage: Eukaryota; Metazoa; Chordata; Actinopteri; Pleuronectiformes; Pleuronectidae. The transcript has a single exon. Bases 350 to 1222 code for a protein of 290 amino acids. Gene Ontology annotation, molecular function: DNA-binding transcription activator activity, RNA polymerase II-specific; RNA polymerase II cis-regulatory region sequence-specific DNA binding. The record is from RefSeq and is a predicted model, not a curated record. Gene Ontology annotation, biological process: regulation of transcription by RNA polymerase II. Gene Ontology annotation, cellular component: nucleus.
CCUUGAGAGGAACCCCAGUCUGGACCAAGAGGAGCCAGAACCUCCACAGAUUAAAGAGGAGGAGGAGCACUGCAUCGGUCUGGAAGUAGAGCAGCUUGUACUGAAGCAGGAGGAUCAAGAUAACCUUUUGUUGAAUCCUACUUUCAAGGAAAGUGAUCACAGUGAACCAGAACCAAGUAACCACCAGCUCCUCUCCCACAGCUCAGCUCAGUGCCAAGAUCUCAACGGAGGCCAGCAUGGAAACUCAAAAUCAGUUAGUAAUGCAGAGCAGGCAUCAGAAAAGGGACAUAAUGUCAUCACAAGAGCAAAAGGGAGCACAAGUCCCAGUAACCUUGCAUGUAGCACUACCAUGUCAAAGAUUGUGCAGAAUAUCUGCAAGAGUAAAAAGGUUGUCCAGUGUGACACUUGUGGAAAAGUCUUUAAGUGGAAGUCAGAAUUAAAUGGACAUCUGAAGGUGCACACAGAUGAGAGGCCACAUCUUUGCAAAACCUGUGGAAAGAGAUUUCGUUACAAGUCAGCACUAGAAAAGCAUUUUAGGGUCCACACAGGGGAGAAAAUGUAUUCUUGCAAAUUGUGUGAAAAAAGUUUCACAUUAAGCACAAAUUUGAAGGUCCACGAGAGAACACACACGGGCGAGAGACCUUUUUCUUGCAAAACUUGUGGGAGAAGUUUUAGCCAGAGAACAACCCUUCUGGAUCACGAGAGAACACACACGGGCGAGAGACGUUUUUCUUGCAAAACUUGUGGGAGAAGUUUUACAACUAAAAUGAACCUGCAGGUCCACGAGAGAACACACACGGGCGAGAAGCCUUUUUCUUGCGAAACUUGUGGGAGAAGUUUUAGCCAGAGAACUUCCCUUCUGGAUCACGAGAGAACACACACUGGCGAGAGACCUUUUUCUUGCAAAACUUGUGGGAGAAGUUUUACAACUAAAAUGAACCUGCAGGUCCACGAGAGAACACACACGGGCGAGAAGCCUUUUUCUUGCAAAACUUGUGGGAGAAGUUUUAGCCAGAGAUCUACCCUGAAGGGACACGAGAGAACGCACACGGGCGAGAAAGCUUUUUUUUGCCAAACUUGUGGGAAAAGUUUUACACUUGGAUGUAGGUUGAAAGUCCACAUGAGAAGCCAUAAAGGGGAGGAGUCGUAUCCAUGUACAACUUGUGGGGAAAGAUUUGUUAUCAAAUCAAUUCUAACCAAACAUUUAAUGACCCACACAUAGCAAAACUGAUAUUUUUGUAAAAUAUUGUAAAGAUCUCUCACUUGCCAGUUUAUACAAAGUCCACAGGAGAAUACAUCCAGUUGAGAAGCCACACCAUGGCAACAGGAGAGGGAUAAUAUUUGCUCAAGCACAGUGUUAAUUUCGUUGACGAAGACGAUGACGAAAUAUAUUCGUUAACAACCUUUUUUCCAUGACGAAGACGAGACGAAGACGUAACGAAAACGAAACUUUGAAAAUAAAAACUAUGACGAAAUCUAUUUUAAUUUUCGUUGACGAGACGAGACUAGACGAAAAUGUUGGUGGUUGACUAAGUCACAAUAAUUUUUAAAACAUCAUCGUAUCAGGCCGUCAUGAAGUAUCAGUAGCGGGCGAGUGAAUCUGUGUGUGUGUGUGUGUGUGUGUGUGUGUGUGCCUGUGCGCUCCCAGAUAGCGCUCCGGUCCGUAGCUCCGCUCCCCGCCUCGCGCACUCGCUCAGAGAGACACAGUGAAAGCAGAGCGCGUUCGCGUGGAGCAGCCUCUCAGUGACCGACUGCUUCUUAACUAUGGAAACAGUGAAAACCAGAGUUUCUAUGGUCUCAGCUGCUCAGAGAUCAGCGCCGCAGCUUCUUCAUCAGAGCAGAAGCUGCAGUUGGUUUGUACCGAUGUUCAGUUUCUGUGUCCGGCUCCAGUCUGACCUGCUCUCCCUUUUUGUUUUCACAUUUAAAAUUAAAUAUAUAUUUUUAAGCUAUUAGGCUGCAGCUAUAUGUUUUUAUAGAAAAGGAGUUUAAUGUGGCUAUUAAAUGUGACUAAAAGUAGACUAAAAUGGAAUUAGUUUUCGUCGACUAAAACUAGACUAAAAUGUAAUUUGUUUUCGUCGACUAAAACUAGACUAAAAUGGAAUUUUUUUUCGUCGACUAAAACUAGACUAAAACUAAGAAGGAUUAAAAUGACUAAAAGGUGACUAAAACUAAUAUGCAUUUUCGUCAAAAGACUAAGACUAAGACUAAAUCAAAAAUAGCUGCCAAAAUUAACACUGCUCAAGCAUUGUCAAAGAAGUUGUUACUUAGAUAUUUAUUCAUUAAUUAGUGAUACAACAGUUAAGGAAAACAACACUGGAAAUGUUUCCAGGAGACAAAACAAGAGAUGAACCUUGUUGUAGUUCAAUGCUUUAUGAAGUUCCAUCACCACUGAUGAGGAGCAGACUUCAAUAACUUCACAAAGCAGUGAACUACAGCCAGGUUCAUCACUUACAUCUACACAAGAGAGAUUGUGUACAUUUGCAUUAGCUGCAUCUCUGUAACUGAAUGUGGAAAAUAUCCCAUUGAGGAGACAUCACAAUAUCAUUGAUGCAGUACAUGGUCAACAACAUUUGCUGAAGUACCCACGUUUCUGUUCUUGAUGUGAUUGUCAUUGAUAUUUACAUCUGCAAAGGAAGUGAUGUUUUCACCCAUGUCUCUUUGUUUAUUAAUUUAUCAGCCAUUUAUACCAGAUGGUGCAGGAAGGGGACGGGGGUGAGAGAAAUUGAUUGGGUAAAGUAGCAGAUCAAGGAUAUUUUAUUAUCAGUGAAUGUUGAGAGAUGUUGUCAAUGUGUCAGGAAAGACUGUGGAUCAAGAUGUAAAAAUCUGACAUAUUUGUGGUACAGAAAUUUAUAAGAACAAAGUAUGUGGUGCAGAUUAUCAGAUCACUUCCCUUUUCUUUUUCCUAUUACAAAAGAAGAAAAUAUGUUGUUAAUGUGAACACUGUCCUAAAUGACUCACUGUAAAUGGUUAUUCUUAUGUACUACGUGUAUUCAAUACUUCAGUGCACUUGCAGUUUAUUAAAGUUUCUUGAAUUAUUGUGAUUGUAUUUUACGUCUGUCACACGUUGGAUCGGUUUGUCUUUGUGGAAGAAAAUUCCCCUGACUGUGUAUCCCUGCUAUGACCUUGAUAAACAGGAUGGAACCCUUA